Pterocles gutturalis (yellow-throated sandgrouse) is the source of this 621-nucleotide messenger RNA. Its product is annotated as cytochrome P450 4B1-like. Lineage: Eukaryota; Metazoa; Chordata; Aves; Pterocliformes; Pteroclidae. Gene Ontology annotation, molecular function: iron ion binding; heme binding; monooxygenase activity. The annotation marks the transcript as partial. The record is from RefSeq and is a predicted model, not a curated record. The transcript has 5 exons.
AAUGGAGGUGCACUGUCCGAUGAGGACCUGCGUGCCGAGGUGGACACGUUCAUGUUUGAGGGCCACGACACGACAGCCAGUGGCAUCUCCUGGCUCUUGUACUGCCUGGCGUCACACCCUGAGCACCAGGCACGGUGCCGGGAGGAGAUCCAGGGGAUCCUGGGGGACCGGGAAACACUUCAGUGGGAGGACCUGGGCAAGAUGACCUACAGCACCAUGUGCAUCAGGGAGAGCCUUCGUCUUUACCCGCCAGUGCCUGGCGUGUCCCGGCAGCUCAGCAAGCCCAUCACCCUCCCCGAUGGACGCAGCAUCGCUGCGAUAAGCAUUUAUGCCAUUCACAGAAACUCCAUGUUAUGGAAAGACCCGUCGGUGUUCGACCCUUUGCGGUUUUCCCCGGAGAACAUCUCUGGCAGACACUCUCACGCCUUUCUGCCUUUUUCUGCUGGAAUGAGGAACUGCAUCGGGCAGCAGUUCGCCAUGAACGAGAUGAAGGUGGCGCUGGCCCUGACCCUGCUCCGCUUCGAGCUCUCGCCAGAUCCCGCCAGACCUCCCUGCAAAAUACCUCAGAUCAUCCUGCGCUCCAAGAACGGGAUCCACCUCUAUCUGAAGAAAAUCCGCUGA